Messenger RNA from Uranotaenia lowii, 851 nucleotides. RefSeq names its product coagulation factor XI-like. Lineage: Eukaryota; Metazoa; Arthropoda; Insecta; Diptera; Culicidae. Bases 36 to 851 code for a protein of 271 amino acids. Gene Ontology annotation, molecular function: serine-type endopeptidase activity. The record is from RefSeq and is a predicted model, not a curated record. Gene Ontology annotation, biological process: proteolysis. The transcript has 2 exons.
CAGCUAAACACUUAAACAGUGGAGAUUGUUACGCGAUGUUUGCUGCUUUGAUUUUGGCAAGUUUCUUACUGAGCAUCUCUGCUGCGGAACAGUUCAUUUGCGGAAUACCUAAAGUUCACAAACGGCCGACUAUCAAAGGGGGCAGUUCCGUCAACAGCGGAGAUUGGCCCUGGCAUUCAGCGGUUUAUCACAAAGAUAGACAUUCAUUCAGAUAUGUUUGUGGCGGAACUCUCAUUAGUGAAGAAUUUGUGAUUACGGCAGCUCACUGUCUGUUUAACGUUGACAACAACCAGCGUUUGAACGGGAACAGAAUUUUCGUACGACUUGGUGUUUACAAUUUGGACGAAAUUAGUGAAGAAACCAAACAAUUCCCAGUUCAAAGGAUACAUAUUUAUGCUAACUUCAGUAGCAGAAAUUUACAGGACGAUAUUGCCAUCUUGGAACUGGCCGAAGUCGUUCGGUUUACAAACUACAUUCUGCCGGCAUGUUUGAGUAUGGAAUCCACAACCUCGCAAGGAACAGUAAUCGGAUGGGGUCUGGUGGAAAAUGACGAAAUUUCCCCGGUCCUUAAGAUAGCGCGUCUUCCUGUUAUCGAUACAUUGAACUGUCUAAUCAGUGACCGAGACUAUUUCGGACAUACGCUUGAUAAUGGAAUGUUUUGUGCUGGUCACAGGAAUGGAACAACGGUCUGUAAUGGGGACAGUGGAGGUGGAUUUUUCGUCAAACAUGGCAGUAGCUGGCACCUGCAAGGGAUUAUCUCUUUCAUAAAGAAGCGUCCUGACCAUUCCAACUUUUGCACCACGGAUAGCUACACCCAAAAUUCAGCCUCUACGCUACAAUUGGUGAUGUGA